Messenger RNA from Myxocyprinus asiaticus (Chinese sucker), 4218 nucleotides. RefSeq names its product RING finger protein 223-like. Lineage: Eukaryota; Metazoa; Chordata; Actinopteri; Cypriniformes; Catostomidae. Bases 816 to 1463 code for a protein of 215 amino acids. Gene Ontology annotation, biological process: protein ubiquitination. The record is from RefSeq and is a predicted model, not a curated record. Gene Ontology annotation, molecular function: ubiquitin protein ligase activity. The transcript has 2 exons.
UAAAAUAAGUUCAAGUAAUGCUAAAGUAAAUACAUUUGCUUUGCCAUUUACCAUCAUAAUAUACUGUAUACAGAUUACUCAAUUCAGUUUAAAUGCAAAUUUGUCAAACAACUGAAAUGCGUAAAGACAUAUUUUUAGAUUGUAGUAAGCAUUCCAUAACAAGUGAGUAACACUUUCAACUUCUGAACUUGGGAAAACUUUCUUCCAUACAUGUGAUAUUGACCAUAACAGUCUUAUGUGUAAAGCUAAAAGCACUUAUUGUAAGUCACUCUGCAAUGCCUUAAAUGUUAAAUGGUAAGUAUGUUUUUUGUGGGAAUAGGAAGUGGCAUGCUUGGGAAAGACAGAAUGACAGAAAAGGAGGAGGAGGAUGAACAGAGAUGAAGAGAAUUGAAAUGUUACACUCUGAAUAUCCUCCUCUCCUUCAUCCUAGCCCUCCGCCUCCCCCCUUCUCUGGCACUCCCUCAAGGCCGUGUUAUUGUUCCUGCCUAUCAGUGUCAUUUCCAUAGCAAGUGCUGAAAGAGAGCGGAUAAAUUGAGGCAGGUGAGAGUGGACACGAGACAUAGAGGAGUACAUUGCAAGCACACCAUCAGACCACCUGUGCUCAGCUGCACUUUUAACAGACUCCUUAAAGGAAUACAUAACAUUAUCAAGAGGAUUGCUGACAGGCUCACAGCUGAUAAUGCAUUUCAGUCCUUAGAGAGACAGAGAGAUACAAGAGGAAUCGCUAGAAGAGGGAUACACUAAACUAGUGCUCAAGUUAUCAGAACAGUGAAUCCACAAGAGGAAGUGACUGGGAGUCACCAUAUUCCUGAAAGAUGGAGCCAAGUCCUGUGGUCUGGCACACCCAGGUGGUCCCACUUGAUGCACAACUGGAAAGGGCAAGCUCUCAUCCCGAAUGUUCCAUCUGCUUUAACACCUAUGACAAUGUCUUUAAAACACCAAAACAGCUAGAUUGCACCCACAUCUUCUGCCUUGAGUGCCUUUCCCGCAUCAUGACCACCUCCAUGGACCCCCAAAACUCUAAAAUCUCUUGCCCCUUCUGCCGCCACCCCACAACCAUCCCAAAAAAGGGGCCCCCAGCUUUGACCACCAGCAAGGAGGUACUGUGUCGUCUGCCCGUCCACCAACAGCAGGAAGAGCCUGUGUGGUUGGAUGGGGAGAGGCUGUGCUACCAGCAACCAAUAGACAUGCCAGGCAUGCCGACCUUCUGUAUCUGCAUCGACAUCGGGGCCAAUGGACAUGGUGCUGUUUCUUCUACCCAGACUCGACCACGACUUAGGUUGCUGGAUCAGCUUAUGGACUGGAAACGGUUGGUGCUCUUCAUUGUCCUCAUGGUGCUGCUCAUUGUGAUCAUUCUGUGGCCCCUGCAGUGCAUCGUCACAACUGGCACCAUGCGGUGUGCACCCCAGCACCCACAGCCACAUACUACCACAGCAUCAUACACGUUGGUGCCAAAAGUGUAAGCUACACACAUAUCUACUAUAUAUUACUUCAGAACUGGAACUCUAUACAUAUCCAUCACAGACAAAGUGGAAUAAAUCAGAUCUAGAUUGCUGUUGGACUUUCAAAGAUAAGAAUUUGCAAAGAUCUGUGUGUCGGUUCACAGUGAAAACACCUUGUGAAGCCUGCUGGGUGCUGAGGGAGAUGCAGGGAUAAAGGAUAGCUAAUUAUCAAGAGCAGAGAAGUCUGCUUGUAUGUAAUCCAUGAAUUCUUCAUAGAACAUAUAAAGAUCUGAUCCAGUGACUCAAACAGCAACUAAUAAUAUGGAUUAAAAAAGGAACAUGUUAGUAACCAAAAUGAGCAACUUGGUGUUAUUUGCAUCAAUGAGGAAAAGUCCUACAGCAAAUGUGACGAGUCAUUCUAUAAGUGGAAAAGUGUCAAAGACCUGACCAAUGCAUAUGACAAAACUGACUGACCGACUGCACUGAUCAAAACACAGCUUUUUUAAAGGAAUGUUCCAGGUUCAACAUAAGCUCAGUCAACAGCAUUUACACUAUUAUGUUGUAACAUUAUCUGUGUAAAGUUAGAUCCUGUACCGGGUUUACAGGCUAUUGGAUUUAACUUUACACAGAUAAGUUAAGUAAGCGAUUUUAACACACUAAAAUCAUGUUAGCAUGUAUAAUGUUUAUAUCUUGCAGCUGGACUUUUGAAACGUGGCUGGACCAUUCACUUCCAUUAUAUGUGCCUUAAUGUAAUUGUAAUUAUUGCUAGUAAAACAUUUUGCAAAUAAAACAUUACGGUAAUCAACAUUAUGCCACAAAUACUGUCAAUCGAGCUUAACUUCUAUUGAAUCCGGAACAUUCCUUUAAAAAUGGUUAACUAGAUCCCAUACACCUACAUUUGUAAAGAUGUUGUAUUACAUUUUUUGGUAACAGUUUAUUGACAGAGUAAUCAAAAGAAAACUGAACAUUUCUACUUUUGUACAUUUGUAUAUAUGUAUUGCACUUAAUUGAAUUGCAUUCUGAAUUGUGUAUUUUGUUUACAAAAAAUAAACAUCUGUUGCUGCAAAAUGCAGAAGGAAGUUGUAAAGUUUAAGGAAUGGUGUCAUGGAAUUUUCAAUUUUAAUUGGUGCAAUCUCAACAAUAUCAGUCAUAACUCAGGUUGACCGACAAAAGCAGAGAAUAACAAACAGGUUCACGCUGCCCUCAUUUAUCACUUCCUGCUCGGGGGCGGUUAAGAGUACACGCCUCAGAAUAUCUGCCUGAAACCUAAACCCCCACCUCCAGCUGCGGGCUCUGUGAACAUGCUCACACCAAUGUAAACUGAUCCAUCCAGCCUGAAUGGCCGUUUUAAAUCACUGGGUAAAUUAUUGGCUUCCUACUUCCAGGGUGUUUUAUGAGGAAAAUAUAAUUAAAGUUGUUUAUCAUUAAACCUUAAACGUUAAAUGGUAACAUAGAGAAGGAAAGGAUAUCUUUUCCAUAUUUGAAGUAUGGUUACUGUUUGUUUGCAACAAGGUGAAUGUAGUAAAAGACAACUUUAGGUGACAUUUUCCAGUGUAUGCUUUAUUAUUAUUUAAUAUCAAAUCUUUUAUCAUCAUUAGCGAUGCAAGUCAUUACAUCAGCUGUUUUUGCCAGGGCAGAAGGCAUUUUAGGCUGAACCAGUGCAAGAGGGAACACAGUCUUUACCACACAAGGACAGUCAGCACAACACUAUUCAGAUCAAACCUAUUGAUCACCACCAGAAAAUAACAGAGAUUAAACAAGACCCACCAACAUAGUAUUCAAGUAAAUGUAAAGAGAAGACUUUAAAAUUGUGAUAAAGCCAGCAAAUAGCUUCAUAACGGUCAAUAUUGUAUAUAAUAAUAAUCAUAAAAAUAAUAAUAGUUAAAGCAUUCUAAAACAAUUUGUAGAAUUUAGCUGUGAAUAUUUCCAUCCAUGUAUUAACAAACAACUGAAAUGUACAACUGACACCAGAUCAAUAAUUGAGCAAAAACAGGAAAAAGAAACAACAGAUAUUUAACGCAAAAUACCACAAUGAUGGCAAACACCAAAAACUAAAAAUAUAUGUCAUAUAUUUCUGAACAUAGGACUUUCUGACAGCCGUAUACACAACCUCACAGCAGAGAUUCAAAAUAAAUGUCAAGUACUGAAGUCUACAUAUCUCACACUCAAAAUAUUGACCCCUUAAAAAAAAGUGAAAAUUCAAACUAAAUGAAACAGUAAGAUCAUAAAAACAGCAUCCAAGCUUUCAAGGAUAGUACACACACAUGAUCAGGUACAUAAAUCGCAGAUUAAAAUUCAUUCAGUCUUCAGUCAAAGGGCAGCACAUUUAUAUGUUACUUGCACUGUAAAAUUGUUCUUAGACAGCUUAAAACAGAUUUAACAUGUAUGAUCAUAAGUGAUUUUAAUAAGCAGUGAUAAACAUUGCUUUUACACUUCCCGGAGAUCUAUCAAACAUAAAAACUUCUCCAAACAUCUUGUCCUUUCAAGUACAGUCAUCCACUAAAAAACAGACCCAAUCCACCCUCGCACCACAUUCCACAACUCUUCUGCUCAUGACAUCACAAAAUAUGACUCAUGGCCAGCAACAAUAAUGCCACUUUCACAUUCAGAUGCUGUGAUUAAUCAGACACAUCAUGCCCUUGUUUAUUUUUAAGCCAACACACGCCGAACUCAUCUGCCAGGACCUCUGACAUCUUGUGACAUCCCCAAAGACGUUGACCUAAACCAAAAAUAGCCAUGUCUGGAUUAAGCCUUUUAAAUUACUCCCCCUCCUACA